This is a messenger RNA of Thalassophryne amazonica, 2267 nucleotides long. RefSeq names its product proton myo-inositol cotransporter-like. Gene Ontology annotation, biological process: transmembrane transport. The record is from RefSeq and is a predicted model, not a curated record. The transcript is spliced from 10 exons. The coding region runs from base 69 to 2015 and encodes 648 amino acids. Gene Ontology annotation, cellular component: membrane. Gene Ontology annotation, molecular function: myo-inositol:proton symporter activity. NCBI's taxonomy places the organism in Eukaryota, Metazoa, Chordata, Actinopteri, Batrachoidiformes, Batrachoididae.
AAGAAAGUCAUUAAAUAACUCCUCAGCAGCUCCGUUCUCUCUCUGUCUGUGUGUGUUUUUUUUCCCGUAUGUUGCGAAAGCAGAGCGACCAUGACUAUAACCUGCGUAGUAUGAACAGCCUGAUGGGCGAGCGGUGGAAGAAAGUCAACGACGGAGGAGAGCGGAGUCUCAUCAAAACUCCGUCCAGCGGCAGCCAGGCAGCCGCCGCUCCGUCCACCUCCUCCGGAGCCGCAGUCUCCUCUUCUUCUUCCACCGGCGACUUGGAGAGAGCCGCCCGCAAACAGUUCCAGCAAGAUGUCACGCCGGGCUUCGUCUACGUGCUGGCGGCUUUCUCCGCGCUGGGCGGCUUCCUGUUCGGCUACGACACCGGGGUGAUCUCCGGAGCGAUGCUGCUCCUCAAGAAGGAGCUGGACUUAAGCGCCCUGUGGCAGGAGGUUCUCAUAUCAAGUACUGUGGCUGCGGCCGCCCUGUCCGCGUUGCUGGGCGGCUUCCUGAACGGACUGUUCGGCCGGAGGGUGUGCAUUCUGCUGGCCAGCUUCUUCUUCACCGUCGGCGGGAUCGUGCUGAGCACAGCCCCCGGCAAGGAGGUGCUUCUAGCGGGGAGGCUUAUCGUAGGAGUGGGGCUCGGUAUCGCCUCUAUGACAGUGCCCAUGUACAUCGCUGAAGCCUCUCCGCCGCACCUCAGGGGGCAGCUGGUGACCGUCAACAUGCUUUUCAUCACGGGUGGGCAGUUCAGUGCCAGCCUUAUCGAUGGCGCUUUCAGCUACCGAAAGCAUGAUGGGUGGAGGUACAUGUUGGGUCUGUCAGUGCUUCCAGCACUGUUGCAGUUCAUGGGAUUCUUGUUCCUGCCGGAGAGCCCUCGUUGGUUAAUCCAGCAUGGUCUCACCCAGAAGGCCCGCCGUGUGCUCAGCCAGAUCCGAGGCAACCAGAACAUUGACGAGGAGUAUGAUAGCAUCAAGAACAGCAUCGAGGAGGAGGAGAAGGACAGCAGUGGAGAUGGUCCGGUGAUCUGGCGGAUGCUGACUUACCCGCCUACCCGACGAGCCCUCGUGGUGGGCUGUGGUCUUCAGAUGUUCCAGCAGCUUUCAGGAAUCAAUACUGUCAUGUACUACAGCGCCACCAUCCUGCAGAUGUCAGGAGUGCGGGACGACAGGCUGGCAAUCUGGAUGGCCGGCCUUGCCACCCUCACCAACUUCCUGUUUACCCUGGUGGGGGUGUGGCUGGUGGAGAGAGUGGGCCGCAGGAAGCUCACGUUGGGAAGCAUCAUGGGUACAUGUCUGAGUUUGACUCUGUUGGCCGUCGGUUUUCUGCUCUCUGCCCAGCACACUCCUCCAAUCACCUUCCACCCGUUAGACCCUUCCAUCGCCAACUCUACAUGCAAUAAGUACCAGCUGUGUGAGCCGUGCAUGCUGGACCCUGGAUGCGGUUACUGUUACCGUGAGAAUGGCUCUGCACUCCUCACCUCAUCCUGCGUCCCGGUCAAUAAGGUCUCCACUGAGCAGGCAGCGUGGGGCAGAUGCUCCAACUCCACUCAGAUGAGGGAGCACACCUACUGGGCCUACAACUACUGUCCCACCUCCUACUCCUGGAUGGUCCUACUGGGCUUGGUGCUCUAUCUGGCUGCUUUUGCCCCAGGGAUGGGUCCGAUGCCAUGGACCAUCAAUUCUGAGAUCUACCCUCUAUGGGCGAGGAGUACAGGGAAUGCCUGUUCGGCUGGAGUCAACUGGACCUUCAACAUCCUGGUGUCCCUUACCUUCCUCCAUCUGGCUCAGUACUUCACCUACUACGGGGCUUUCUUCUUCUACUCCAGCCUGGACUUGCUGGGCUUCUUCUUCAUCUAUGGCUGCCUGCCGGAGACAAAAAGCCGGCGUUUGGAGGAGAUCGAGGCCCUAUUUGAGAACAAGCUCUGUUCCUGCGGUGCCUCCGAUUCCGACGAGGGUCGGCAGGUGGAGUACAUCCGGGUCAAGGGGUCAAACUACCAUCUAUCAGACAAUGACGCGUCUGACGUGGACUAAGAGGAUUUUCUGUAUCGAUAACGUUCCUCUGGAUGUUUCAGUAACUUCAGUGAGGACUGAAACACGCAGAAAACGUUUGUAAAAUUUCAAUUGUGAGCCGAAGGAGAUGCUGGUUUCUCUCACUGAGACGUUAAGAAUCAGUGCUUGAAAUGCCUUUUGCUUGUAUCAGCCAGUUCACUUUCACUGCUGUAAACUCAACAAUUGGAAGUGAGACUUCAGCCAGAAGCAUUUUGUUUGGAAUCUCAAAUCGAC